AUGGCAGCGCUGAGACAGGAGCAUCGGUAUGGGCUCUCCUGUGGCAAAAUCAACAAAAACAACCCGAAUCAAACUCUUUAUCACGUCAAACUCACUGACACUGCCAUCCGGACCCUUGAAGGCUACCAGAACCUGAAGGCAUCAUUACCAAAACAGCCAGCGAUUUGCUUCAAGGGGAGCCAAGGAUAUGUAAAGAUCCCAGCGCCAACCCCUGAAGCUCCCGAUGGAUUCCGAGUUUUCUCAUUCUACCUUUCCAGUGACAGCAAAGACAAGCCUCAGUCCAGCUUUGACUGCAUUCAUCAGUAUGUCUCAGGGGAGGGCAGGGAUCACCUGGAGGGCCAGGGUAGCAUUCAGGACAAGAUCACAGUUUGUGCCACAGACGACUCCUACCAGACGACCCGGGAGCGCAUGUCUCAGGUGGAGAAGGACAUCUGGAGCCGCUCAGCAAUUGAGAUCAAGCCAGGGCCAAGUAAGUUUGUGAAGGUCCAGAGGAAGCAGGGUCUGGUAUCAGGCUCAGAUGGCAGCAACAAGCACUCCCCCAGCAACAAGAGGAGCCUGGUUCCUAGCCCUGUGGCACACCGGCCCUUGAGGGAUCGCAUCAUUCAUCUCCUGGCCUUAAAGCCCUACAGGAAACCUGAGCUGCUACUGUGGUUGGAGAGGGAGCGGGCCAGUCUAAAGGACAAGGCUGACCUGACCUCAGUACUGGAGGAGGUUGGUAAACUGAACCCUAAGGACCACAGCUAUACUCUGAAGGAUGAGCUCUACAGACAAGUCCAGAGAGACUGGCCUGGAUAUGUAGAGGAGGAGAAGCAACUCAUCCACAGGCUCCUGAUGAAGUGGAAACUACAGCCACUCCACAGUAGCCAGUUGAAGAGUCCCCAGUCCAACCAGUCAUUCCACAAAACUCCCGGGGACUCUCCUUCACAUCUCAGCCCUGCCAAGAAUCUCUCUGUGAAACGGCCUUUGCCCUCGGACCCAUCCAACUUUCAGACUCCCAAAAAACAAAGACUGUUAGACCAGUGUCUGCCACUGCAGUCACCAUCUCACGGAGACUGCAUCCCCAAUGGGGCUCGUAGCUCCUCUGGUCAUGGAAACUCUAGAGUACAGAUCAAACUGGACUUCGACAAAACCAACAAUCAUCUCCAGGGGAGCCCAAAUGGACUGUACUCACCGCACAAACUCAGCGGGUCAUCUACUAUUCCCAAACCGGAGAGGACAGAGCCAGCUCCCACUGUACCCAGCGCUAAGCCGCCACACACUGACACAUCCAUUUGCACUGAUCAACCGCUCACCAACGGCCAGCAUAAAAAAAAGAAGUCCAAAAAGCACAAAGACAAAGAACGAGAGCGCUUAAAACCAGAAUGGAUUGAGACGAGUCCAGACCUGAAACAUAACCGAGAAAAUCUCAAAGAUCAUGAGGGGGAGAAAACACCUGUCAGUCGAACCUCGGCAGAGGAACUGCCUGAAUAUUUAAUAAAAUACAGUACCAUAAAAGCACUGGAGCAGAGGCAGGAGUAUAAGGACGACUUCUGUGCCGAGUAUGAUGAAUACAGAGCUCUUCAUGCCCGGAUUGGGGCUAUCACAGAGAUGUUUGUUCAGUUGGGCUCAAAGAUCAACACUCUCUCCCCGGGAACACAAGAGUACAAGCUCAUGGAGGACCAAAUACUACAAAAGUACCGAAAGUAUAAGAAAAAGUUUCCUGGGUACCGGGAAGAGAAAAAGCGAUGCGAGUACCUCCAUCAGAAACUGUCGCAUAUCAAAGGCCUGAUCACAGAUUAUGACCUAGCGCAGGAACUCUCUUAGUAAGCAGCUUCUACCCUCAGCAGGGUUUAAUAUGACUGGACCAAAAGACUCCUAAUGGACCCAAAGACUGCCCAGCUGGGACCCGGAGUACCUGAGACACUUUUCACUUUACUCCUUCGAGUAUUUAUGGAAUCAAGGAGCGGGUUAUUUUCUAAAAAGUGGGCCAAGACCACCGACUCGUGAUCAAAUGUUGCCCUUUAACAUUUUGUUUCUUUAAUUAUGAUUAUUGGCUGGAUUCUUUUCUGCUGUAUAAUGGUCCAAUGACGAAGUGUAAGCCAAAUCCGUUUUAUCGGAAGUGCAAAGCAGAUUUGAUCCUUCCUGCUUAAUGCAUUUUUAUUUUAUUUGUUUAUUUGCUCAGAACUUUAACAGAUCUGUUGAUUUAUUAAAAAAUCUUCAAAAGUAUUACAUUGAUGGUACAAUCACUAAUGGGGAAACAAAUGCUACUAAAGCCUUUAUACUUAUCGCACAACAGGAAUCCAUUUAUUUGCUGUUUGCUAAUAGAAAGUCAAUACAUUCACACCAAUUAUUUAUUAGUUACAGUAAUAAGAUCAGAUAGUAAAAAGGUCUCAGCCAUUUUCAAUGUCUCUCCCUUGGAACCCCAUGCAAACACAGUCUUAUCAUGGAUACAAAAAAUACAUUUCUGCAGGACUAAACUUCCAGAGGUAUUUGUCAGUGCAUCACUAAAUGAAAAGAAAAUGUAAUGUAAAGCAUAAUAUGCAAAGUUCUUCAGGCUUCGAUCUUGAGUAAUUUUACCAUGUAGCUGCCAGCCUCCUGUGUCAUUUCUAAGAAAUGUUGGAAUGCCACAAAACUAUUCCUCCCAGUACUUGAAUGCUGGUUUCAAGAUAGUGCUUGUGCACAUAUGAGUGUCAACUUCACCCACAUGUAGCCUACCACCAACUGCCUUUUCAUUAUCAGCUCUCUCAAAUCGUCUGGUUAUUAGUUUAUUGAUACUCACAGUGAUCAUGCUUUAUUUAAGCUUUAGAUGAAUGACUAAAAGCUCUAUGAAUCAUACCUUUUCAACCUACAUGCAGUUUUAAAAGCGUACAGGGUAUUUAAUCAUGGUAAUCACGUUUGAUUUACUAUGAUUUUGCUUUGGUUGAAGUCUGGAGAUUGCAAAAGAGAGGCGUUUUAAUAGUUGGAUAAUGUCAUUUUUAGUACACAGAUGGCACUAUCACUGAGUUCACACCACUUUGGUUCAGUUUGGGUGUAAGGAGCAGACAGACCUCUAGAGGGUGCUAACGACGCUUUUAGACUUUCUGGAAUAAGUUGUCCCAAGGCAGGAUGAUAAGAAUAAACAAACUGUCAUUGUAUUUCACUUUAUAAUUAGCCGUAGACUGAUGUAGGAAAUUGAUUUCAGAUUGCAGUGUUCUCUGGACAUUUGGAUCAAUGUAGCCUUUUCCACAACUUUUGUCUUAAUGAUUGCUUUAGAAUGGGAGCUAGAAUUUGCCUUAACACGUUCAGUAUGUCAGACAUUUCCAAAAUUAUGCCACCCCUGUUGGUUUACCAUGCACAGUUCAAAGCAUUCUCAGACUUUUUAUUGUACAUUUAUUUUAGUUUGAAGGAACUUCAGUUACUGGAUAGUUGUUACUGGAUAGGUAUUGUGUUAUCUGUGUUCGUAUUUUAUUUAUGUGUUUAUCUAAAUCAUUUUCUGUCUCUGUCAGAUAAUCAUAAACUGUUAGGGAAUUUAAGUCACUCUCCAAUCGUAUCAAGUUCCACUUUCAAAAGAAAAAAAUCAUAGCAGAAAUGUAUACAAAAUAAUGUGCUUUCCUUUUCUUGAUUUGUCUAUGAAAAUAUUAGUGGGCUUAUUGUCAUAUUAAGCAGUUAUUUUGCUUAAGGUAAAUGUACGUUGUUCUUUUUUUACAUUUGGUAGAUUACUUCUGGUAUGUUUGAAGGAUUUGAGACUGGCAACUGUUGCUCCGUCUUGGCACAUAUGAAUGUUUCCAAAAAAGGAAUAUUUAUUAGCACUGAUUAUUGGAAAAAUUUGAAUUGAAAGCCCAGAUUCUGAGCAAUUAUUUUGGCUGUUUGGAUCUAUUAUAAAGACAAGACCACACACAGUUUAGUUAAAUGUGCCACAAAGCUCCACUCAACAAGAAAAAUUAUCUGGUGGGUCAAACAAGUGUUUUGUUCUGGUACUGGAUCUGCAAAUCCACGAGACAUGGUUCAAAUGUAUGUAAAGACAGGAUAUACAAAAUGAUGUCCAUGUUCUUUCACAGAAUUUUUCAUUUAAAACCGAAAGGUACUGAAUCAGUGUUUAAAUUGUGGUGAGCUGGUAACAGACAGAAAAACAUUCAGACCAACAGACGUGUCAAGUGAUAAUUUACUAAACAAGUCAAGGGCCUCCCAUUUACCACAAAAGUGGUAUUGGUCAAUUAAACAAUACAUAUGCAAUCAAACAAUCUGCAUUAUGGGCAAAAUAUCAGUCUAAACAGUAUAAAUUAAGUUAUUUAUACCAUUCAUGUCAACAAGUUGAUUUUGGGAACCAGACCCUUGAUGAAGGGUGCUAAAUGUGAUGUGUUUGUUGUUGUUUUUUUACUGUUGCAGGAGCUAACUACUGAUGGUGCCUUUUCAUUCAAAGAGCAGAGCCACUCUGCAUGUAACUGUUUGGUAUUCUGUAAAGGGCCAGCAGUAUUUAAACAUCUGUAGUUUCACACUGGUGCCGCUGUUCAAAGUGCUUUGUUCCUAAUCUAUAGAUUAAGUUGAUAUCAUCAUGCCUUGUCAAAUGUUCUUUGGCGCUGAACUUUUUCCCAGAUAUUUGGCUUUUUUUUUGUAAUACAAGGUUUUCACGAUUAAAAUGCAUCUUAAGUUAGCUGUGCAAAAUAAUGUCCUGGAUUUAGUUUGCAUUUCUAUUUGCAGCCCAGCAAACUAUUUCAACAGAUGUAAUACUGGUGCAUUGAUUGGUGUGUUGGUACUGGAAAAUAUAGUCUUGUUGAAAAUGUGAAAUCAGACAUUUUGCCUAUUAUGAAUCACUGCAAUUGGUCUACCCAGAAGAACAAACCGUUUUUAUUUAUUGAUUUAUAUGCAUUUGUCCUUUUAUGGAAUCCAUCUUUGCAGUUAGUUAUUUUGUUUUCCAGAGUAAAACUCAAAGUAUGGUGAAAGGGAAAGGGAACAUAUUUUUGCAAUUGUUAAUGGUGGAUACUUUAUCACACAGUCAUUCACUUGAGUAAAAAGCUUUCAGAAGAAAAGUGUACGGUUGUCUCAGUUUAAGCAAAAAAUAAAGCUCUUUUGAAUUUAACAA
Molecule: messenger RNA, 5038 nt
Organism: Eleginops maclovinus (Patagonian blennie)
Lineage: Eukaryota; Metazoa; Chordata; Actinopteri; Perciformes; Eleginopidae
Product: RNA polymerase II elongation factor ELL
Exons: 12
Coding region: 1-1803 (600 amino acids)
Biological process (GO): transcription elongation by RNA polymerase II; snRNA transcription by RNA polymerase II; positive regulation of transcription elongation by RNA polymerase II
Cellular component (GO): transcription elongation factor complex
Molecular function (GO): cis-regulatory region sequence-specific DNA binding
Source: RefSeq, a predicted model, not a curated record